Messenger RNA from Odobenus rosmarus divergens (Pacific walrus), 873 nucleotides. RefSeq lists its product as uncharacterized. The transcript has 4 exons. NCBI's taxonomy places the organism in Eukaryota, Metazoa, Chordata, Mammalia, Carnivora, Odobenidae. The record is from RefSeq and is a predicted model, not a curated record. Bases 1 to 873 code for a protein of 290 amino acids.
AUGGCCUGGGACCAGCCCGGUGCCCAGGGCGAAAGGCAGCAGGCGCAGACACAGGACUGGGAGGUAGCAGGGGGCCCCCAGGGCUGGGCAGAGUCUGGGGGGCUCUCCGAGGGUCUUUCACAGACAGCCCACCUGGGAAAUUCUAUGACGGGCCUUUCCGUUACUGACGUCUUUCCAGCCUCCUGCCUUGUGCUGACCACCCUCCUCUACCGGCCCCUUGCCACCUCGGCCAGCUCGGAGGACCGCUACUGCCUGCCGCCUCCUGGCCCCAGCGGGAAGGGCCGUGGCUGCUGUGAGGACUUCCCAGGGCAGGGCCCGACCCUCGCGCAGAAAAGCGGGCUGAGGGGGUGGGGCCUGGGCGUCCAGGCGCAGAGGCGCUGCCGAGAGCCGCCACAGGCCGCGGGACCGGAGGCGCCCCGGCCCCUGGAGGCCGAGCUGGAUCCUGGGGAAGAGCGAGCCGACUGCUCUCCGAGCGGGGUGCGGAGGGUCGGCGGGCGCGGGACCCGCGGCGCGCAGGUGUGGCCAGCGCCGACCGCCUCCCUGUCCCCGCAGGUGUGCGAGCCGCCCGAGAGCAGGUGCCCGAACCGCCAAUGGAGCGUUAGCAUCGACGAGCGUCGGCGGCUGGCCACGCAAGGCGGCUGGGAGGAGCCCGGCACCGGCGGGCCUCCCCUCUACUGCAGGGACAUCGCGCAGCUCGUGGCCCAGCUGGUGUCCGAGGACGUGGACAAGGACGUGCUCCUCCCCCACCCUCUGAGGUCUUCUGAGUCCGCCAACGCCUUCCACGCCUUCCUGGCCCGGAGCGCGCCUUUCUGGCAGACCGUGACUUUGGAGGCGCAGGACUCGAGGUCACCACCCUUCCAAGAGCCGACUUAG